GUCCAUGGAAAGACGUCGCGGGGGUAGAGAGCAGACCCAUGGGAUGCUCGAAGUGUAAAGGUUAUGUCAACUGUCAUUGUUUGGUCCAUUCGAUGGAACCUCAACUCAAGAACUAUCCAUGAUUCACCAUUACUUCAACGAAAGUCGAGUGAAUUGCUUUUCUCCAGGGCGUUGGGUAGCAACCAUCACCCAUCAGCAGCCUGAGAAACGGUGAAAGACGGGCAAACACCAGACGUAAAAGCCCAAAUAUUCAUACUCGGGCCCUACCGUACAUAGGGCAUCCUCAAUGACCACUACACAGUGGACAUACUUCCAAUCCCUCACAAUGAAAAACUCUCUUAUCUCCCUGACUUCCGCCACAGGUAACUCUACCUCUCAAGAAAUAAACCCCCCGUACGGAGUUACACCUACACUCAUGAACCCCCUUCAGAAAUAUCCAACCCAUCUGAAACUCCAAACCCGCCACCGGGCAACAGUAAAUCAGUGGAGCCCUACAGCAGCUGAAAAAGGUCUGAAUUUGAAACAAACCCUACGGGCUCAAAAAACGGAGAAGUCCGACCACUCUCAUGCCAGCCGAAAUGAAUCCCGCCAGACACUCGACCCACUGAUCAACUUGGCCCUCUCCACAGUAACCGAACGUUACAUGGUUUGUAAAAGGGGGUGGAGUUCGUGGUUCAUAUUUUUUUUUCCCUGCGCCACACUCGCGUGGUUGCCUACAGGGCAUAGUCUGGUACCAUAUUUCUAACGAGGGUUGUUUCUGGUUCUCGUGGGGAAAAAAAAGAGUGAAGAAUGUGUCUCGGUAAUACUUACUGGACACUAUGUCUGGUACUAAAUUGGUUAGUUUUUUUGGAUGAGAAU
Molecule: messenger RNA, 858 nt
Organism: Aspergillus pseudotamarii
Lineage: Eukaryota; Fungi; Ascomycota; Eurotiomycetes; Eurotiales; Aspergillaceae
Exons: 1
Coding region: 287-745 (152 amino acids)
Source: RefSeq, a predicted model, not a curated record